AUGUCGCUGUGUCUCGUGGCCAGCGCGCUGGCGUGCUGCGCGUCGGCGUACCGGUUCUACCCGCUCAACCCGAUGAUGGCCCGUCGGGUCGGGGGCAUGAGGGGCAUCCCCAUGCGCCGCCCAGUGCCAAUAAGGGGCUUCGUGCGCGCCCCGAACCCCAACGCCGACGGUGCGAUGGAUGGGGAUGGUGGUGAUAGUGGCCAAGCAGACCCGGACACGGACACACCGGAACCGGAUGCGAUCGCACGGGCCGCUGGUGGUGGCGCAAUGCGCGAGAUGAUCCACAGCAGUGGCCAUCCGGUGGAGAUCGACAUGGGAACCGACAUGCAGGCGCGCAUGAUGGGCUUCAUGGAGGAUGCCGAGGCCGACGGUAACUUUGGUCGGGCGGCCGGUGACGAAGGCGACGAGCAGGAGGAGGGUGGUGCCCAGUUCCGGCACAAGAAGCACAAGAAGCACAAGCAUGUGGUCCACACGCACCACCACUACCAUCACCAGAAGCACGGCGGCGGCUACGGGCAUGGCCACCAGUACGGACAUGGCCACGGGCACCGGUACGACGACGGGGACGAAGAUUACGAGCCCACGUACGGCCACCACGGGCGCUACCGACGGGCGGCACCGGCACCGGAUCAGGUCCGUAGACGAGACGUGACGCUCCGCGCCGGUUUUCAGGCUUUAGAUACGGACACGGCGGCAGCAGCACCACCACCACCCCUAGCCUCCGGGGAAGCCGACGGGCCGGAGCUACGGCGGCAGUCGGUUAGCCGGCGGCAGCUGGUCGGCAUCAAGAACGAGCGACUGGCAGCGAGCGGCCGCGAGCGGUCCCUCCGAGCGUACAGGUUACGAUCGCUGGCGAAGCGUAUGAUCGAUGGGCUCGCGGACGCGGGCUCCUCCAUGCGAGGGCCAAGUGGUGGUGCUGCGGCGGGUUGGACGAUGGGUGGCAGCAGCGGCAGCAGUAGUGCCGAUGAGGGCGCGACGGCCAACUUUCUUCACUGGCGCCCUCCACGCCAGCAACGUCGACGGGGCAAUGUGUUCUUCAAACGCCGACAGCAGGCGCCCAUUUGCUCCAACUUCUACGUGGACGAGCGUACCCUGACGAGCACGGAGCGGUCAGUCGGGACAGCGGAGGAUGAAUGGGUCGCUGACACGCAGGAAGACGUCGCUGGCGACACGGAGAGCUUCGAGGACCCGCUGGAGGCGCUCAUGGCGCAACGGGUGGCCACCGACGCCGUGACCACGACCAGAAGUCCCCUGUGGAGGGGCAUCAAGAAGCGGCUGAACUCGAUCCGCGAACGGCACGCCAAGAGUUUGAAGCGGACCACCACCACGACGAGCAGCCCGCGCCCGGCCGUGUCCGCCGAGUACGACGACGAUGAUCGGGCUCGCCAGGAGGACUACGGCUCGAACGAGAUCGUGGAGUUCUACAACCGGGACGACGUGGGCCGCGUGCUCUACCGGAUGGCCAACGGGCGGUUGAUCGAGGAACCGCAACGGUUCCACCUGCGCCGCAGUCCAGCCGACGAGGUUUCUCCGUGGCGCCAGCGACGUAUCGACCGGCUGCUGGCCGGACGCCCGGGAAGGAAGCGUGUUGGUGGUGGUGGUGGACAGAAGGCAACGAGCGCGCCGGACGAGGAAACGGUCCCCCCGAGCGAUCCGGCCAGCGUGGAUAAACAGGUCCCAGUUAUCAACAUCGGAACGUUCCGGCUCAGUGACAACAAGGUGGUGCCGAAGGGGCCGAGCGAGACCCACGAAGGCAUCGUCCAGCACAGUGGCCCGAGCGGGCGCGAGGAGAUGGACAACUACAUCCGGGAGCGGGUCCGCGAGUACUGCAAGGCGUCGCCGUGCGGUGCUGCUGCCGCCGCUCCCGGAACGCAUCCGGAGAAGAAGAGCGAGGUCGUCGGUAGCGCCCUCAUCGUCCAACCGCCCGGCACCUACGAGGAGAGCCACGCGGCCGCGGCCCCGGCCACCACGGUAGCCGCGCCUCCGAAGGUAGCAGCGCCACCCGCCGCCAGCUGUCCACCGAGCAAGAUCGUCAAGUGUAUACCGAAGGCGUACGCCAAGCAAGGACGGCACGCCAGGACCCACGACGACGAGGACGAUCACGACGCCGAUCCGCUCGUGUCGUUCGCCUUCAGACGAAGGCGCCGGCCCCUCUUCGGUUCGUUCCUGCACCGGAUGUUCCACCCGUUCGGAUUCCUGCGCUAG
Molecule: messenger RNA, 2205 nt
Organism: Anopheles bellator
Lineage: Eukaryota; Metazoa; Arthropoda; Insecta; Diptera; Culicidae
Exons: 5
Coding region: 1-2205 (734 amino acids)
Source: RefSeq, a predicted model, not a curated record